CACUUGUCCUGUUUACAAAUACGCCUGUUGUAACAUGCGAUCGUUGGUUUCGCGUCGUGCGGCCAUAAUUUCGCGACCAAUUUUUAGUGUUUUUCGUGCGUAAUAAAGUGCUAGAAAUCAUGAAGUUUUCAACAUCCAACGCCAAAUGUGCGUCCUACGUGGGCAAGCACACGUUAUUCGUCGGAACGCACACGGGAUCGUUCAAAAAGCUGGAACCAUUUCAGGAUCAUCCGUACCGACAGACGAACCUGCAGCAAAUUACCGUUCUGGAUAAAACGUCCAAGGUGACGUGCUUGGCUUUUGGGAACAAGGAGCAGACGGAAAUCCUGCUCGGGAGGGCGAACCACUUCGUGAAGGUGUUCGAUUGCAACAGCGAGGACAACAGUUCCAGCUUCGAGGUCGGCGGAGAAGUCGUCGGACUGGGACGAUCCAAUGGCUGUAUCGUGGCAGGAACGUCCAACGGAACGGUUAAAAUUGUCAAAUCGGAAUCGAUCGAAUUUUCAGCCGGAGACAACUUGUGCAAGCUCCGGGUUUCCCUGGAAGAUCCAAACAUGAUGGUAACCGGCGGAAAAGGUCUCAAGAACAUCAUUAAAGUUUGGGACUUGGAACACCAGAAGGUUAGCUUCGCCGCGAAGAACGUCAAAAAGGACAUGCUCGAACUGGAGCAACCCGUCUGGGAGAACGAUGUUGUAUUCGUGGAUAAAAACACCGUGGCGUCGUGUUCACGGCAUGGUUACGUCCGGGUGUACGACUUGCGUGGCCAGCAGCGGCGCCCCGUUCAAGCCUAUGCCCCACCAGAAGGAAACGACGAUCAGCUUUCGUUCAGCUGUUUGACCAACCAUGGCGAGUAUCUGUACGCCGGAACUACCACCGUUGGAACCCGUGCCUUUGACAUCCGUCGCAUGAAAAAUCACAUUCACGUGUACAAGGGUUUCACCGGGACGGUUACGAGCAUUGAUGUGGACUCGACCGGAAGCUACAUUUUCACGUCCUGUCUGGAUAGAUAUGUCCGCGUUCACAAUACCCAGAAAACGGCCAUGGUUUAUCAGUGUUACGUCAAGUCCAAACCAACUCAGAUUCUCUGUACGGAUUACAAGGAAAAGGUUCUCGCCGGUCAAGAAGAGGACGACGACGAUUUAGUGCUGGUCGAGGAUGCCAACGAAGAGGACGUCGAUUCGGAGUACGAGGAUAUGUUUGCGAAAAUGCAAACCGUGAGUGAAAAGGUUGCUUCCAAAAAGAGGAAGCUGGAUAACGAUCAGGGUGAAGGGACGAAAAAGAAACCGCUGAAGAAGAAAGGUAAAAAGGUUAAAUAAAACAUUGUUAAGGUAAGUCAUUAAA
Molecule: messenger RNA, 1338 nt
Organism: Aedes aegypti (yellow fever mosquito)
Lineage: Eukaryota; Metazoa; Arthropoda; Insecta; Diptera; Culicidae
Product: WD repeat-containing protein 74
Exons: 4
Coding region: 120-1313 (397 amino acids)
Biological process (GO): ribosomal large subunit biogenesis
Cellular component (GO): preribosome, large subunit precursor; nucleolus
Molecular function (GO): protein binding
Source: RefSeq, a predicted model, not a curated record